Molecule: messenger RNA, 2763 nt
Organism: Leptinotarsa decemlineata (Colorado potato beetle)
Lineage: Eukaryota; Metazoa; Arthropoda; Insecta; Coleoptera; Chrysomelidae
Gene: pxb
Product: putative Hedgehog signaling attenuator pxb
Source: RefSeq, a predicted model, not a curated record
CGAGUUAACGUGUGCGAUUUUCUUGUUUUCAUAAUUAACAGUUCGAGGUCUAUGGACAGACCCACAGACUACGAGGAUCCACCUCCUGGCGGUCUCGAGAAUAUGUGGGGUAUGGAGACAGGGGCGGACUGCGAUUGUCCUGGGCCGCCCCCUAAGUUCAUGCUACCGCCCCCUCCUCGGCCGCCCAUUCUCCAACCUGAAGACCCCAUGUACUGCACUGAGGAUCCCUUGCCCAUCGAAACUUGUGAUGCCCUACCGCUCAUCGAUGCAAGUUACCGGAGUAGUCCAUCUUUCCAGACAUCGGCUGUGAUAGUAUUGUGUUCUGUGCUUCUUGGACUCCUAGUUUUUAUAGCUGUUAUUCUCAUUUGGAAGCACAAAAGGAAAGUGCAAAACUUUCUCCCUUGUAAAAACUCACCCCAAAACAACUGUGAUGUAAACACGGCGGCGGGCAUUUACGAAGACCUCCACGAUCUUCCCAGACCAACCCCCACGCACCACCACCACCACCCACAGCUUGCUGGGAGGCAUGUUGUCGCUCCGUCGAUAGAGAUGAUCGAUGUCAAAAACAACAUCCACUACCCCAGCGGCUACCCCAUAUCCACACACCCACCAGUAUUCUUGUGUUCGUCUCCAGGACCAGAUCCGUACUGUUCCCAGGACCUAUACAAUCCUGUCUACGAGGAACUCAGCGAUGCCGAUAGCGAGCUGGCCCCCGCCCCACACAGCGAGGACGAAUUCGCUGAAGAUGAGCUCAGCCUGGCAGGUGAAAUGGAAAGAAGAAGACUGGAAAUGCCCCCUCCCCCAUACAGGACGGAUCCGUUGUCCCUCAGGCGGGAAAUCCCCAGGUUUAGAAGGCCUCACGAACCUCUACCCCCCGUUCCUGCCAAUAAGAGACACAGGAGUCUGGACAGACGAAGGCAGGAGUUUCACGAAGGGAUGCUGCUUGAUGCUCUGCUUCAACUGUAUCCGAGGGUAGGAAGCGUGGAACACCCUCCGCCAACCCGCAGGCAGAUUCCCAGUAUAGCGCAAAGGAUACAGUGUAUGUCUCAGACACCUGGCCCGUACGAGAGUGUGCCUGUUUUGAGCCACUUGGCUACCUUCAGGCCCGUACCUAAGCCCUAUUCGCAGGAUUCCGCCCUGGGUUCCGACUCGGGAUACAGCAAUCAUACCAGUAGUAGGAGUUCCAAGAGGGGUAGGAGGGAUCCUAGACGGUUAUCCCAACUCAGUGCUGACUUGGCGUUGACUUAGAGAAAGCGUAGAAAAUUUUGCGAACGACAAUGUCUUAAUUUCUAGGAUAGAACAGUGCAAUUGCAGUCCAUUAUUAGUCGAUUGACCUUGGAGCUCUUUCGUAUGUUUCAUUUUGAAGCACUACGUUUAGCAAUGUAUAGUGUUCACACAUAGUCCAAAGAGUGUUCCUCCAUUGAUUGUUAUUUUGUAUGAUAAUUUGUAUAAUACUUCGCAGUUGUUAAACAACGUGUUGAAGCAUUUUCCUAUCAAAUUUUGAGAUUUGUUUUGAUGUACUUAUUCUUGGAACUGAUAUGUAACAUUCCAUGUGGAAGUAGUUCCGGAUAAACAAAUAUCUCCAAGUUACACCUCAUGUAGAAAUUGUAAAUACUUGUAUAUUAUGUCCAACCAAAGUUUCUAGAUUUCAAAUUUUCUAUACCUAUCUUCUGGAAUGUAAAUAGUUGUAAAUUAUGUUCAAAGUCUAUUUAUUACUGUAUAUAUCAUUAAUUAUUUAUUCAUCCUUCAAACACUGAUUGUCCUGUUUUCAAUUCAAAGGUCAUGGCAUGUUCUUUAAUUGAUUUCUCGAGUACAACAGCUAUUUGAGGCAAUUUGAUGAACUAGAAGAAAGUUAAACAAAUAAACAAAGAAAACUUGUUGCUGUCAACUUAGUCUGUUCUACUUUUGUGAAAGAAAUUUCGAAAUUCACCGCACUAGAGUGGAGACAAUGUGUUAUACAUACUCAAGUGACAGAAGGAACCCAAUAAGACUUUUAUAUUACAUCUUGUUCAAGUUAAAACUGAUGGAAACAUAAAAAAAUUCGUCAUUGUUCCAAAAAUAGUUUGCGUAAUAGAAAAUAACAACAAACAUUUUUUUCCGAACGAUCAAACUACGUAUCAGGUCAAUGUCAUUUUAUAAAAUAAGUCCGAGUUGCUACUAUACGAAAAAUUAUUUUAUCGACAGUUUCAGAAAAAAAAAUCUCCAUAAAAUGUUCUGCGGCAAUCUGAACAAUGCAAAAAUUGGUUAUUAAAAUCUUUAGAUCGCAUACGAGGUCAAAAAAUAUUAUUCUUGUUCUAAAGUAUUUUCGUUUUUGACAAUAUCAAAAACUAUCAUUGGAGAAUAUCCAGAAUUCAGAAUUGCAUUGAAUCAUGUGAUUGCGUCAGUUCACUAUACUUUUCAUAUUUCCAAACUUAUUCCUACAAUAACAGUGAUUGUAUAUGCAAAAUCGUUAAGAAAGUUAUUUUUAUAAAGAGCGACAGACAACUGUUCACUAUUUAAAUUAGCAAAAUUGAAAUUGAUGUGCAAAGUAAGAAUAUUGGUAAAAAUAACAUAACCUACUAUUCUGUUGCAACUGUCAAUUUCUUCAUAGGAAAAAUUCUUUCAGAUUCAUUUCAUUCAUCAUCAUUUUCAAAUUUUUUUAUAAGUCAGGUAACUGUUGAAAAUACAUCUUCAGAAUAAAGCUCGUAAAUUGCACCACAAACUAUCCAAAACUGUCGAGUGGACAACAAAUUUUGUUCUCAUAUAGUUUUCUUCGAGUUUCUU